AUGAGAAAAAAUAGACAAGCAGCCCUUGCCCAGCUCAAAGAAGCAAAGCACGGACAAAAGAAAAGAACGGAACAAUAUGAAGUCCAGGAAGAAGCCGAUAUCCUUGUAAACGUAACAGAAGAAGAGUACCAAGAAAUGAAGAAAAAGCAAGGAAACAGCAAAUUCAUAACUAAUGAUUUUGGCAUAGGCUAUGAUGAUCAUGGAGAACUUGAUUACCAAGAUGAAGAAGAAGACCCAUAUGAAGAGGAAGAGGAAAACCUCAAAAAACCAAAAAUUGAAAGCAAAUCAAUUACGACUUUUAUGAAGCCCGGAGUAAGUAUGAAACCAAAAGGACCGAAAAAGGCAGAAAGUGUUGAAGCUUCUAAGAUUAUGGACGAUCUUUUAGGGAUGAUGGAUGAUGAUACCUUAUUAAAUUAAGUAUAACGCCUAUAUGCACGUCUCCUUUUCUGAAUUCCAAUGCGACAACUUCAAGCUUUCUAAGACGACUGUCUUUCUGGCUCUCGGAGAAAACAAACCUGCGACUGACAGGCAUGCUAAAGGGCACAGUCUCUGCCUGAGUUAGUGGCACAUUCAUAUAAAAUUUUAUAUCUCCUAGAAUAGCUGUCUUGCUGCGUAUUGCUAGAAUUUAAAGUUCCAUCAUUACCAGGAUAAAUUACUAUCAUUAUAAAAAAAAGAGAAAAAUGUCGGCUGACCAGAAAAUUUUGUUAUCGCCAUAUUUUGAUUGGAUUAUGAUUCAAUUAACCCUGAAGAAGUCUUGUCAAUGGGAAAUGCAGUUCAAAAGCCUAAAACUUUUGCAGUCAAUAAAGGUACUACACAGACUCACGCUAUGGAAGAAGCUUUAAGGCAAAGAUAUAACAAACCAACAGUAGCUAAAAAGCCAGCUAACGAAAGCAGACCAUUAGAAGAAGUCAAAAAAUCACUUUCUGAAAUAAUAAAAAACGAAGAAAACAAUAAAGAAGAGGAAGAGAAGUUUGAGAUGAGAAAGAGAAAAAGAGCAGGCGAUAUUCUCCCUGCAAAAAUUACGACUCCUAAAAAAGUUGAUGAAGUUUAUGUCCAUCCUGAAGAGCCUACUUUUGAAAUGGAAGAAGUUCAUAACGUGCCUGAGCCAAUUACAAUUACAGCGCCUAUUGAAGAGACAAAAAUGGAAAUAGAGCCAGUAGUCGAAUCAAAAGUAGAAAUGGCUUUAGAAGAAAACGGCAACACUAACAUUGAGUUUCAAGCUCUUGAAACUGAACUGCCAUUUGAAUCAAACUCAGCCAAAUAUCUCCCUAUUGAAAAUGGAAAUCUCCACGUUUACUGGUAUGACGCAAUUGAAGAUAAAGAACUAUUGCCUGGAAGUGUCUUCAUUUUUGGAAAAGUCUCCAAUAUAGAGACCAAGCGGUUUGAAAGCAUCUGUGUUAUCGUACAAGAGAUGCAGAGGAAUCUCUUUGUCCUACCAAGAGAAGAAUACAAAGAUCAGCCUGGAGAAGUUUAUCAAGAGCUUGAAGAAAUCCGUAAGAAAUGCGGGAUCAAUAAAUGAAUGUGCAAGCCAAUUGAGAGGAAAUAUGCAUUUGAGUUCCCAGAUGUCCCGCCUAAAAGCAGCUAUAUGAAAGUCCAAUACAGUUCAAAAUUGCCACCACUUAACGAAAAAUAUUUUAAAGGAAAAACGUUUUCCCACAUUUUUGGGGCUGGGUCAAGCUUAAUUGAACUUUUAUUAGUAAAGCGUAAACUUAGAGGACCUUGCUGGAUGAAGCUAAAAGAUGUGCAGAUCGCUAAAAAUAAAUGCUCCCACUGCAAGCAUGAAAUUGUGAUUGCGGGUCCUAAACAAAUAGAGUUUACAGCUGAUGAGGCAAAUUUGAUUCCUCCGCCUUUAACUGUCCUUUCGCUAGCUUUAAAAAGUGUAAGAAAUUCAAAAGGUCUUGAAAUUUGUGCAAUUUCUGGUGUCGCUCAUUCACAAAUUGAUCAAGUUCAGCCUACUCCUUAUAAUCUUAAUACAGUGAAUGCUUUUUCUAUAGUCAAAAAAGUCGGUCCAGCUGUGGCUUCUAAAAAUCCAACAAUUGAGGUGGUUGAGUCAGAAAAAGUGCUCCUUAAUAGCUUUCUAGCCAAAAUGAUUCGGAUUGAUGCAGAUGUAAUUGUUGCUCAUGAGCUCCUAGGGAACUUUUUAGAUAUUUUGAUAAGCAGACUUCAAGCUUUGAAAGUCUCAAAUUGGUCUCGCAUGGGCAGAUUGUCAAGAAAUAGGUAUUCAAGCCAAAAAAAAGAUGAUGCAUUUGGAGGAAAUUGGCUAUACAGAUCAACGACAUCAGGAAGAUUAUUAUGUGAUACCUUUUUAUCUACAAAAGAACUUUCAAAACAAACCACUUAUACUUUAACUCAUCUUGUUAAACAGAUACUUAAAAAAGAUAGGCAAGAAAUAAUUGAUGUUGAAAAUUUAUUAAAUUCAGUUCAAGGAGUUGAAAGAUUAGCUAAACAUACACAACAAGACGCGUAUUUUAAUUUUGAGAUUACAAUGCAUUUAUCAGUAAUUCCACUUACCAAACAGCUGACUAAUAUAGCAGGGAACUUAUGGUAUCGGUCUUUUCUAAAUCAAAGAGCUGAACGUAAUGAAAUGCUACUUAUACAUGAAUUCCACAAAAAUAAAUUUGUAUGGCCUGAUAAGGAUAGAAUUAAAAUGUGGCGUCUCAGCCUGGCCAUGGACAGAGCACAUAUUUUAAUUAUGUCAGAAAAGUUUUGCCAGCCAGAAAUGGACAGCUAUUCUAGGUAUACAAAUUGCCCGAGGAUGGCGCAAAAUAGCGCCAUCCUCGGGCAAUUUUUAUAACUAAUCCUAGUAUGUUUAGGGCCUAGCCUUAGUCCACUUUUAGGAGCUAGAUUUUACCUCGAGGGAAAGUGGGACUUGGAGUUGGAAAGGGGAAGCCCAGAGACCUCUAGGCUUUUAGGGAAACUCCCUAGCGUUGAAGCCAGGAGUUACGACCUUGGCUAAAAGUUUUCCCUUCUACCGACAGUUGACUAGAAAUUCCCAUUUUUUUGAAUUUUUGAGCAGGCUACCUCGUCUGGCGUACGGCACGGUGACCCAGCCUACUUCACUCUCCGCAAGCCUCAGGCGUAUAAUUAGCCACUGGUGGUUAGGUGGAAGAUAGCUUAAAAAAGCAAGGUGAGAUGCGCACCCGCAGUGUGCUACCAGAAACUUCUCUAAAAUAGCUUAAGGUUAAGAUAAGGCCCGACAAGGCUAUCAAAAAAACUGAAGAAGUUGGAAAGAAAAAUAAAAAAAAGUAUUUAGGAGGUCUCGUUCUUGAGCCUAAGUCAGGUCUCUAUGAUAAAUUCAUAUUGCUUUUAGAUUUCAAUUCACUAUAUCCUUCUCUGAUUCAAGAAUAUAAUAUUUGUUUUACUACAGUAACAAGAAAUAAAGGAGUAGAAGAUGAUAAUGAGCCAGGUGGCCUUCCAUCAGAAAAAGAAACAAGAGGGAUUUUGCCUGACAUUAUCCGUGAUCUUGUUGCAAGAAGAAAAGCCACAAGAAGUUUAAUGAAGAAUGAAACUGAUAAAAUUAAGCUAGAGCAGCUUGAAAUUAAACAAAAAGCUUUAAAGCUAACAGCAAACUCUAUGUAUGGCUGUCUUGGUUUCACACAGUCAAGAUUUUAUGCUAACUCCCCCACAUCCUUGAUCGAACGAUUGACUGUAAAAAUUCCUAAAAAUUGGGAAAAUUAACCCCAUCCUUGAUCUAACUAUUUUCAUAUCAUGCAAAUUUUUAUAUAAAUGCUAAUAUAUUAGUUAUCAAAAGCUUGGGAAGAUGUGCCUAAUGAAGUUGUUGUCAGAGGCUUUGAGAUGACAGUAAGCUACGGAAUCAACCAUCCGAAAUGCUUUAGUCAUCAACCUGGGCUUAAAAGCACAAUAAUCUAAAAAUAGAGAUUCUUUAAAAUUUAAAUUUUUAAUUCAAUAAGGAACUAAAAUUUAUACAGUUUAAAGGAGUAACCUAAAAUUAUCAAAAUAUUAAAAAAUGGUAUUCUUAUGAAAUUAAUUCAAUUUUUUGCUGUAAAAAUAAUUAUUAAAUACUCUUAACCCUCUUAUUUAUAUGUAUAUAUAGCAAAAAACAUAUAUUUUUUAUUUUAAAUAUAAAAUUUUUUUUCCCAAAAAAAAUUUUUUUAACCCCCAUCUUUGAUCGAGCCGUUCUAUCAAGGAUGGGGCGAGGAUUAAGCCAAUAGCUGCUUUAAUUACGAUGAUGGGUCGUCAAACCUUAGAAAAUGCUGUAAAAAUCGCAAAGGAUAAGCUAGGGCUUGACGUCAUUUAUGGAGACACUGAUUCUAUUAUGAUAAACACAAACCUCUCUGAUAUGAACAAAAGUCUUGAAAUUGGAAAUACAUUGAAAAAAAUAAUCAAUAAGCAAUUUAAAUGUUUGGAAAUUGAAAUUGAUGGGCUCUUCAAAUGCAUGCUAUUACUUAAUUCUCCCUUUUGUUAGAGAGGAGGUCCCUUGGAAAUCCUAUUCCCUUUGAUAAUAAAUAAACUUUUAUACAGAAAACCUUUUUUAUAUUUAUAUAAUGAUAGGGAAACGGCUAAGUAUUCAUUAUAAAUGGUUAUAAUUUUUUACAUAUAUAAAAAAUAAUAUAAAAAUUUUAAUUGCAAAAUAAUCCCUUUUAUCACUCACUUGAGUAAGAAGAAAAAAUAUGCAUGCAUGAAGCUUGUUGGUAACGAAUUUGUAAGAGAAGUAAAAGGGCUUGAUAUGGUAAGAAGAGAUUGGUGUCCGAUAUCUAAAUUUGUGUCAAGUGGGGCUCUUGAUAUUUUACUCUCUGGACAAAAUAGCGAAGAUAUUGUAGCAAAUUUGAGGGAGUUUGUUGAGGGGGUUUAUAGCAAACUACAAAAAGAAGAGUAUCCAUUAUCUGAAUAUACUGUUUUAUAUGAUAAACAUGUUAAUAAUAUUGAGCAAAUAGAAUAAAGCUAAAUAGAGAAAUUAUUUCUAGUCGCUGUAAUAGGUAUACAUCAUAACUAAACAAUUAACAAAAGCGCCUGAAAAAUAUAAGGAUGGAAAAUCACAGCCUCAUGUACAAGUUGCCUUAAAAUUAAAAGAGCGAGGUGAGAGAAAUCUAGAAGGGCAGUUUAUUCCAUAUGUAAUUUGCCAAGAAGAAGCUACAUUCAAUAAUGGCGUGGUGAGGAAUCUUCUCUUAGCGCCGAGAGUCUGGGGACUUUACAGAAGGGAUAGCGGUGAGGAUCCUCGGAACUCGAUAUCGGGUUAGCCAAGCAUAGGAUCACAUCCAGGGUAAAGCUUUGCCUCAAGGGACGAUGGAACUUGAAAGUUGGAAAUGGAUAGUCCAGCAAGGUCAGAUGGAUUUCGCUUGGAAUUCGGGCAAUUUUCCAGUGCAAUACCAAGAGCUGGACCCUAGGCUACAAGUUUUAUUCAGCCGAAAGCGAACAUGAAAAUUCAUUUUUUAAUUUUAGGAAAGGGCAACCCCAUUGAUGUACGGCACGGCAUCCCAGCAUCUUUACCUCUGAGUCAUGAGUGCAAACCCUUAGAGGGAGCAACAAAUACCUUCAGUCCGUAAUCAUACAGGCAAGCAAGAGGGUGGAGCAAAGCCAGGAACAUGAAAAGCCGACAUGGCUGGCCAGAAUCUACUCUAUAAUAAUCUAAGUUUAAGCCAAGAAGAAGCUACAUCUUAUGCAGAAAGAGCUAAACACCCUGAUGAUUUUAUCAGUUCAGCUGGAGCAUUAAAAAUAGACUUUACAUGGUACAUAACCCAGCAGAUUCUUCCACCAUUGCAUCGUUUGUGUAGCGUAAUAGAUUCAGUGACUUCUGGUGAAAUUGCCACUUGGAUGGGUCAAGAUCCAAGUAAAUAUAAUACCUCCAGUACUGAAACGACUCAUUCAUAUGUAAAUUUAAGAGGAGCAGAUAAACUCACUAUAAUUUGUUAUGGGUGCGCUAAUAGGUAUGAAGCUACUGAAAACUCAUUCGGAUGCAAAACUUGCACAAAAAGCGGACAAAUAAAUCAGGUUAAAAACUCAGUAACAAGAAUGAUGAGAGAAAAAAUGAUGAAAUAUUACACAGCUGAACGAAAAUGCAAUGAACAGACAUGUGGAUGGAAAACCAAACAAAUUGAAACAAACUGCAAAAUUAAGGCAUGCAAAGGAAUAAUGAUCUCAGACUACUCAGUUGUGCAACUUCAUGAACAAUUGUAUUAUUUACUAGAUUUAUUUACAAAAGGGUGCAAAAUAGAUCAAAAGAGCUAUCAAGAAAUUGCUAUGAAACUAGAAAAUGUAUUGAGAAGGAGUGGGUAUCAAAGAAUUGAGCUUAAAAACUUUGUAUGCUCGAAGCCAAACUUAGCAAGCAUAAUUGAUAUUUAA
Molecule: messenger RNA, 6300 nt
Organism: Blepharisma stoltei
Lineage: Eukaryota; Ciliophora; Heterotrichea; Heterotrichida; Blepharismidae
Source: the annotation of a GenBank genome assembly